This is a messenger RNA of Trichechus manatus latirostris (Florida manatee), 3848 nucleotides long. RefSeq names its product colony stimulating factor 2 receptor subunit beta (gene CSF2RB). Gene Ontology annotation, molecular function: cytokine receptor activity; protein binding. The transcript is spliced from 11 exons. The record is from RefSeq and is a predicted model, not a curated record. Bases 1046 to 3601 code for a protein of 851 amino acids. Gene Ontology annotation, cellular component: membrane; external side of plasma membrane. Gene Ontology annotation, biological process: cytokine-mediated signaling pathway. NCBI's taxonomy places the organism in Eukaryota, Metazoa, Chordata, Mammalia, Sirenia, Trichechidae.
UUCCUUUCCUACCACACUCUGCCCUGAACCGUACCUAGCUGUUGCUUAUUUGGGUUGGGGUCCAGGUGUGUGUUGUGCACCCAAGUGUGUUGGAUGGGAGGGCGUCUGGGGGUGUCUGCAUCAGGGUGUGGGCAGGUGUGUGCAUUUGCCCUGAGACAGAGGGCAGUUGUGUCUAUGGGUCCGCGUUGGUGUAUGAGCCUUGAGGCCGCACCAGACGGGUUCUAAUGACAAGUCACACGUGUGCAAUUUUUAGUUUCCAAAUGCUGCAGUUUGUUUUAUUUUUUCAUAACCAGUUUCCAAUUUUCUCUCCUUGCCAUCAUCUUUCCUGCUUUCUAGUAUCUUUAUAAUGACUAUAACAUUUUCUAUUAGCUUGUGGUUGCUUUUUUUCCUUCAUAUAUUUUUGUUUAUGUUGUACUAUACUACAGGAUAGUUUAUGAGUUGUUUACUGAAUGCAUUUAAAAUUAUACAAAUAAAUGUAUGGAUACCUGCUUUAUUAAAAAAUUCAAACAAUCUAGAACUAUGUAGUAAUAUAGUAUUAUAAGACAAAAGUCCCCAAUCAUCUCCACCCGCUAGUCCCACAUUCAACACUCUUCACCAUAUGUACCAUUCCAAAACUUUUUCUAAGCAUGAUAUAGUUUUUCUUUUUACAUAAAUGGGAUUAUAGCAUGCGUAUUGUUCUGUGGUACAAACAGUUUGUGCUUGGCUACUAAUCAAAAGAUUAGUAUUUUGAACCCAUCUAGCGGCACCAAGGAAGAAAGGCCUGGCAAUCUACUUCUGUAAAAACUGCAGCCAAGAGAAUCCUGUGGAGCUCAUUUCUACCCUGAAACACAAUGGGUCGCUAAGAGUCAGAAUCGACUCAACAACAACAGGCCCUGGAGGAGUCAGAGUCCAGGAGGGAGAAACCACAAGAGCCAGUGACAUGGACCUGGCCUGACCCCCACUCAGAGAGGAAGACAAGCUUCCUACACAGUGAGGACUCCUGGCCCUGCCCACAACCUGGGCCCACCUGUGCCAGCCACCUGCUCAUUCACAGCUCACCAGGGAGAUGGUGCUGACCCAGGGGCUGCUCCCCAUCAUCCUGCUGGCUCUGUACUGGAGACCCAGCAUGACAGGGGCCCAAGAGGCCAUCCCCCUGCAGAGCCUGCGCUGCUAUAAUGACUACACCAGCCGCAUUGAGUGCAGGUGGGCGGACACCGAGGCUACCCAGCGGCUCAUCAAUGUGACCCUCUACCACCGAAUGGACAAUGACCCUCCAGAACCAGUGCCCUGCAAUCUCAGUGACAACAAGCCCUGGUCAGACUGCCCUUCUCCACCCUGUGUAUCCAGAAGAUGUGUCAUCUCCCGCAGAAUCUUUGUCAUUGGUGACAAUGACUACUUCUCCUUCCAACCAGACAGGCCUCUGGGCACCCAGCUCACCGUCACUCUGACCCAGCAUGUCCAGCCCGCUGCACCCAAGGACCUGCAAGUCAGUGAUGCCAGGGACCGCUUCCUGCUGACCUGGAGGGUGCACCUUGGGGGCCUCCAGAGCUCCUGGCUAUCUGAGUGGCACCUGGAAUCUGAGCUGGUCUACCGGCGGCUUCAGGACUCCUGGGAGGUAAGGAGCCUCAGAAGUGCUGUCUACAAGGGCUUCCCCUUACUAUUUGGCCACAAUCUGGUUGGGGAAAAGGGUCAUCUCGGUGUUGCUGAAGGCCUUUUAGAGCUGUGCAUUGAGGAUUUUCUGCUUUCAACUGCGGGGGCCACAAAGACCCCAAGAGGGGAGGGACCUGGGGCCCCAGGGUCCUGGGCCAAUAGAGAUAGCACGUGGGAUGAGCAGGGAAUGCUGGGAAUAUUGCGUGCGAGGGUGGGAGCUGGACACUCCCUGAAGGUCUCUCUCCCUCCAGUCCAGAUGGGCCGCCCAACUGUCAAUGUGACCAAGGAUGGGGACAGCUACAUCCUGCGCUGGGAAGCACAGAAGCAAUACUACGAUCACAUAGUUUACACCUUUGAGGUCCAGUACAGGAAGGACACCGUCUCAUGGGAGGAGAGCAAGACACAGCCCCUAAAAAAUAUGCACAGCAUGUCACUGCCACCUCUAGAGCCCUCCACCAGGUACUGGGCCAGAGUGAGGGUCAAGCCCACCCUCAGCAGCUACAACGGGAUCUGGAGCGAGUGGAGUGAGGAGUGUUCCUGGGACACUGAGUGGGGUAGGUCUGCUAGCCUCCACCCGCCCUCCUGGGACAGCCCAGCCUGGCAGGAAACGGGGGAGGGGGGAGACAGAGAUUUCAGGCUUCAGGCCCCACCCCAACCAGAGAGGGACCCCUCAGGCAGAAAGGAGAGCUGGACACCAGGCCCAAAGGAGGAAAGAAGAGGGGAGUCCAGGAGGUGGCCCAGCCUGUGCGGGGCUCAGGGCCUGCGCAGCAGGAAGAAGUCUCCCGAGAAUGCCUCCCAUUGCACCACUUCUUCCUGGAAAGGCUCUUACUCUCCCGGGCCAUGGGACAGCCAUGUCCCAGAGCUGGAGGGGGUGUUCCCUGCACACUGUGGGGACAGCGAGGUGUCACCGCUCACCACAGAGAACCCUAAAGACGCCUGUGACUCGCCGUCUGAGCCUGACAUGACUCCGGCCACCUUGGAGCCCAUGGAGCAGCCUCCUGGCCCCUCAAGCAGGACUGAAAGCGAGGCUUCCAGUUUCGACUUCAAUGGCCCCUACCUCAGGUCACCCCAGAGCCACUCCCUGCCUGACAUCUGGGGCCAGCUGACAUCCCUCGAUGUGGGCAGGAGCAGGAAGCCACUGCCACCAGGGUCCCUGGAGUACCUGUGUCUGCCCGCUGGGGGACAGGUGCAGCUGGUCCCACUGUCCCAGGCCAUGGGGCAGAGGCGGGCCAUGGAUGUGGAUGGGGUGCCCAGCCCUGGGGCUGAGGGGAGCUUCUCCCUGGGUUCAGGGGAAGGCCCUGCCCCUCCUCCGCCUGGGCCCAUGACGGGUACACAGGAUCCAAAGGACAGCCCAUCUGCUCUGCACACUGGUGCUGGGGGCCCCCAGGACAGUGUUGUGGCCUCUGGCUAUGUCACCUCUGCAGACUUGGUGUUCACCUCAGCCCCAGAGGCCCUGUCUGGCUCCCUGACUCCCCCUCUGGGUCACCCCUCUCACCAGAACCCCAGCCCCUGUCCUGGACUGGCCAGUGGACCCCCUGGAGCCCCAGCCCCCCUGCAGCCAGGGUUUGAGGACUAUGUGGAGCUCCCUCCAACCACAGGCCAGCCUCCCAAGUCCCCUCUCUGCAGCCCUGCUUCUGCUGAACUCGGCAGCCCUGUCCUGAGCCCAGGGGAGCCCCGGGCACAUGAGGCCCCUGGGUCCCCCCACCCCGAGGGGCUCCUUGUCCUGCAGCAGGUGGGUGAUUACUGCUUCCUCCCUGGAUUCGGGCCUGGCCUGCUCUCGCCCCGGAGCAAGCCCUCUUCCCCAGACCCUUCUCCUGAGAUGGGGGGCCUGGACCAGGUGUCCCAGGCCAAGAAGCCCCCAGGCCCAGUCAUGCCCCAGGUGCCAGCCAUUCAGCUCUUCAAAGCAAUGAAGCAGCAGGACUACCUGUCGCUGCCCCCGUGGGAGGUGGGCAGGCCCAAGGAGGUGUGUUGAGACCCCCGACCCCAUGGAGGGCUCAAGGGCAGAGGGUCAGCCUACCCUCCUGCCUGGCCUUCUCUUCCUGCCAGCCCCUUGUCCCUUCCCAGUCAUUCCUCAAAGUCAAGGAGAAGCUUCCAUGUUGAAAUAGAUGGAGACCUGGAAAAUAAGCCCACCAUUCUACCACUCCCCUCCCCGUUGACUUCUAGCAAAUCACAUCUCCUCUUUCUCUCUCUCUCACACAAACACACACACACACACACAC